UGGGGGUGUUGGGGUAACCACAGCGCCGCUGAUGUAGGGAGGAGAGCAGGGGAGAGGGGGGAGCUGAAACACAUGAGAGGAUAACUGCCUGUUUGCUCACUCUUGUCGUCUUGCUCCCCCUCCUGUCCGUUCACUUCCACUCGCAGCGCUCCAACCGCCAGGAAGCCAGCUCCCAGGGAUGCCCACCAAGGUCCCCACGUGAAGGGGAGACCGAAGCGGGGAGGGUGUGGGCGGGGGACGGAGAGCGAAAGAGAGACGGGAGACAUCCGGAGGAGGACGGAAGAAGGCGGCGGCGGGAAUAACGAGCAACGCCGGAGGGAUGCGAGGACCGGAGGAGGAGAGAGAUGCGGAGUUUCUACUGUAUUGAGCCACAAGGAAAUGACUCGGUGAAAGAAGGGCCAAAAGAAGAAAAGAGCUUUGAAGGGGAGGGCAAUAAAAGCAAGAAAGUGAGAGCCACAAAAGCUGAAUGACGCAGGGUGUGAUGGAGAGCCAAGCGGGUCCGGUCUAUAACUUGGCCGUCCUUCCUUCUGAUGGCCCGGAGGACAACACAAUUGGAGAGGUCCAACAGCCAAUGUGAUGGACACAAAACUGAAGGACAGGUUGCAUCCCCCAUGCUUAUUCGCUUGGAAUCUUUCUCGCAGAUGAAUGGGGAGCGAGAGCAACAGAAGACAUGCGGCAGUUUGAAGAACAUUUAGACUGCAUGCAUUUAUUUUUCUACAGGUAAAAGAUAAAGGACUUUAUUCUCUUUCUUUUGAUCUUUCAUCAUCUCGACCUGUGAAUAUGACUUUUCCUUGGGUUAAAGACAAGGGAUAACCUGUGCACGAGCCCAAAAAAAAAACCCCAAAACAGUUAUUUCAAAGGACAGUCAACAACAACUCCGGAUCUCUUGCUGUAUUAAUGCCGAUAAAUCAAAUGGAAAUUCAAUUUCCUUGGUGAUGCACUGAUACGCCCGGGCCUUUUGCGUCAGAUCCGACUGCCCGCAGAGUUGUUGGAUGUUGGGGGAGAGCGAGUGGACAAAGCAAUGGUGAGCAAAGAGCCCAACCUCUUGCUGACGGGCCAAACCAACGGCAAAAGUGCCCUGGUAGAAAAAACCGGGACAAUGACUGUGCGUUCUGUGCUUCUCAAUCGGGACUCCCCGGAUAUUGAGAGCCGCCUGAGGCGGCGCCGCAACCGCACCCACCAGGUCCGCUUUAAAGACCUGGAGGAUGGCAGCAGCAGCAGCGGCAACAGUGGCACGGGUGAGAACAGCAGCCAUCAGAGGCCGACGGCAGAUUGCGACAGUCCUCAUCCUCUGCGCAAACACAGCAGCAGGUCCCCCAAGGGACUGUGGGGGGAUCGGGAUGGACCACGAACCGGCGGCCUACCUGGUCAGACCUCUGUGGUAGGGGCGGUGCGUGGUGACAUGGCGAGUACAAUAGAGGUUGUGGCCGCUUUCUUGGCCAGGGCCCCUCCCCAUCCACUGACGCCAGGGCCCACACGUCGAUGCUGGGCACCGCCACAGACUAACUCCUUGACCUUGCCAAUGACGCGCAAGCCAAGCACCAGCACAGCCAUCCAGACCUCGCCAUGCCUGAAAAAGUCUCUCUCCUCCACACACACCCGUAGUCACAGCUUGGGAGAUUCUUUGGGCAUAGACGGCGAUGAUGAACACGACUCCCAGGAUGAGUACCUUUCACACAACCACGUGGCCCUCCUUGGCUCCAAGGAUCUGAAUUGUCCUGAAGGGCCCGUGGAUCGAACUGUGAUUGAACGGAGGUCGAAAUCCUCCAAGGUGGACAUGAAAUCAACCGUCGCCGUCACAAAAAACUCCAGGCACAGUUGUCCUCCAUCAGUCCUUCACAACACCGAGCCAUUCCACUGCACUACCCCAUCCUGCCGAGAUGGCCCCAAGCGGCAGGGCAGUGUUACUCCCUCGCUGGUCAGGAGGAGAAAGCGUCUGAAUCGGACAACGAGCGAUCCUGGAAAAGAAGUGCACUAUUGCACCACUCCUACUCAGACUGAAAGCCCUCAUUCCACACCGCCGGCUACAAACGCCAGACUUUGCGUUUCGCGAGUUCAGAACGAGUGCACGUCUGCCCGUUUAAAAUAUUGUACGACACAAAGUCAAACGGAGGACAAACAACAGUCUGAAGUCCGGAUUCAAAACAAAGACUCCAAUUCGACCAUCCCUUUAGAUAUUGCUCAGCGCACCACUCAGAUACAAACAGACUCUCUCUUGCCUUUGCCUCCAGACCAUCAACCAUCCCGGACACAAACCUCUAGCCCGAGUCCUUCUCCGCCUCCACCACAAUCGACAAAAAACUCAGAUCACUUUCAAGUUGAGAGUCCCGUGCCUCCGAAUGAGAUACAGGACCCUCCCCCCUCACAAAUACCUACCGUGCCUUACUCGACAUCUCCGCCCCCCACAAGGGCACCAACACAGAGCCCUGAUGAAUGCAAAGAGCCAUCUUGCUCCUCGUCAAUCGAGCCGGCUCGUGUGCCCCCCCCAACUCCCUCAGCGCCGCUGCCCGUUUCUUGCUCUGCACCCACUGUGAUCCCGCAGCCCAUCUCAUACUAUACUCACGUUACACCGUCGGCGUUUGCCAGUGCACCGUUCGUCCACUCUGAUCCAUUGCCAGCAACACCAGCAUGCCCUACUGCGAACUGCGCCUCCCCCGUCCCAAACACGACAUCCCCAAUUCCCCUCACCUGUCUGACCCCUUCUCCUGCACAUAACCCCGGUGGGGCUCCAUGUGACGCCAUAAACCAAACCAGUGCUCAACCACAGCCGCCAAAUGCCUAUCCGGCUCCAAAUCCAACACCGUGUACAAUCGUGACACAAGCCGCUUUGUCUUGCACCUCCAUUUCUUAUUACACGACAACCCAUGCAGCAGACCCUAACCACAAUCCUACUAGCCCUACGCGUACCACCCUUAUCCAAACUGUAGCUCACUGUAACAUUCCAUGUCAAGCUUUGCAUAACGCCUCCUCGGCCGGCAUAGGCAUAGCACCCUACUCCUCUUCAGUCCCCAAACUAACAACAAGCACAUUGCCGCUGCCACUGAGCAAUCUUCCAAACGUGCAUCACUGCGCGACACCAACAAAAGCCGUCCCUCUGUACUCGUUUCGAGCCGCGCCGCCAUACACGCCUCCCUCUCAGGCGCCCUUGAAUGCUCAGGAUAAGAGGGGCAUUCGACUACCGCCUCCCGCACCGCCGCCGCCGCCCUACACGCCACGUAAAAAAGGAAACGACCCGCCGGAGGCUGCAGUCCGACCGCCUGCGCUCAAGACAGAGAACAAGGCCAACGAGAAGGAGAAAGACGAGGAGAAAGAAGCUGCAAAAUGCGCAGACACGCCGAAAGUCUGCGAGGGAGCUAGCUCUCCUAAGCACAGGGCUAAAACUCCACUAGUUUGUGUGGCAAAAGCAGAAAAGCCAUCCACUCCCGCCAAGGCCUGUUUUAAGCCCAGCUGUCUCAGCUCAGCCCAGGCUCAGCUUGGGGUACUACACAAAAUGCUCUGUGCGGGAUCCAACGCUCCCAACAGCCAACGCGUUCUCCCUCCAAACCAGCAGGGAUGUUCUGGGGCCAAGGGUUGUGUCGUUUCCGGGGAGAAAGCCCUGAGUCCCACCCAAGCUGACACGCUGAGACAGGUCCAGGAGAUUCUGGGAGGUUUAAUGUCCGGGGCCAGGUGUAAGUUGGACCCGGCCCGAGUUACAGAGAAGCUCUUGGGCCCCAACGGGCCCUUGCAUGACAUUCGCAGCCUGCAGAACCAUCUCCACAGUCUGGAGGGAGUCCUGGAGACCAGCCAGAAUACGAUCAAGAUCCUACUGGAUGUCAUUCAAGAUUUGGAGAAGAAGGAGGCUGAGCGAGACGGAAGACAUUCAUACCGAACCGGUCAGGACAUUGAGAACUGCGGGACCUGCAGGGACUGCGCGUGCAUCAUCUACAGCGUCGAACACGACUUUCGUCUUCAGGAAGGGCAGGUGGUCCGCACGUGGAAGGUGGGCGAUCCUCCCGAGGGUUCGCCGCAGACUUCAUCCCCUCCGUCCAGCACGCCCAGCCAACAGGACUCCCCCCAGGCCGUGCGCCCCGUUGCACCCAGCAAGAAGAACAGGAAGAAAUGCUUCUGGUUCCUCUGAAAAAGAAAAAAAAAAAAAAAAAAGAGAGUUUUGCAACUGCAAUACUCCCGUGGACGGCUGAUUUCAUGAGCGACCCAGAGGACGAUGACAUGCCAAUAUACAAAAGGGGAAAUAAAACUGUGGGACGAUGAAACAAAGGUUGAGAUUUGAGCGCCUUUUUGUUGGGUGGUGACGACAAAUUGACAAUGCCUCGAUGUGCUUUUAGAGCUCUCCAAAAAAA
Molecule: messenger RNA, 4337 nt
Organism: Hippocampus comes (tiger tail seahorse)
Lineage: Eukaryota; Metazoa; Chordata; Actinopteri; Syngnathiformes; Syngnathidae
Product: mucin-2
Exons: 4
Coding region: 1022-4117 (1031 amino acids)
Source: RefSeq, a predicted model, not a curated record